Molecule: messenger RNA, 321 nt
Organism: Coccidioides immitis RS
Lineage: Eukaryota; Fungi; Ascomycota; Eurotiomycetes; Onygenales; Onygenaceae
Exons: 4
Coding region: 1-321 (106 amino acids)
Source: RefSeq, a predicted model, not a curated record
AUGAGGUCAACCAUUGCCCGACUCAUUCAAUUUGUUCAGAACUUGAAGAGACCCUGGCACUUCUAUCAUUUUUAUCUUGAGCCAGACUCGCUAUCGACUUUUGGCUCUGCCAUUUUCACCAGGGAUAAGGAUCAUGCGACCCUAUAUACGAAUUAUGAUCCACCGCCCAAUGAGCAACUGUGCUCCAUACUGUGGAUGAAGAGGGCCUCAGAGCUGAAAGAAGAUCUGGCGGAAGAUGAGUGGUCUUCUGUUGAAGUGGAAGAGAUGGUUCAGGACAAGAAGCCCAAGUCACGCGUGGGGGGUCGAGGGCGCUAUGCCUGA